Messenger RNA from Larimichthys crocea (large yellow croaker), 2540 nucleotides. RefSeq lists its product as uncharacterized. The record is from RefSeq and is a predicted model, not a curated record. Bases 107 to 1591 code for a protein of 494 amino acids. Lineage: Eukaryota; Metazoa; Chordata; Actinopteri; Sciaenidae. The transcript has 8 exons.
CCCGGGGAGGGCUCCUCCACCUCCCAGCACCACGCAUGCCUGAACCCUAAUUGCAGGAAACACUGCGAAAGGAUGGAAAAAAUAAUAAAACGCCUGCAAAGGCGUAAUGCUGCCCUUAGGCGCAAGUUGUAAACGUAUGGGGAGCCCGAGCUGUCCACCUCAUCAGAUGAGGUGGAGGAAGUGGAGCCCGCUCGGCCCCCCCAGCAGCAGCAGCAGCAGCCCCCCCAGCAGCAGCAGCCGUCCUCAUCUUCCUCGGAGGAAGAUGAGCAGCCGCAGCAGCAGCCCCCCCAGCAGCAGCAGCCCCCAGAGCCCGCAACGCCCCAGCAGCCGGAGCGAACCGGACCUUCGUCGGCAAGAAGAAGGUUGCCUUUUACUCCCAGGCCGCCGCAGCCGUCUUCCUCCUCCUCCUCAUCAUCUUCCUCGGAGGAGGAAGAUAAGCCUGCACCGCCCCGGCAGCAGCAGUCCAGGCCGCGCGGGACUGAAAAGAGGAAGCUGCCGUUGUCACCAGACGCCCCCGCUGAGUCCCCCUGGAAAAAACUGGGGAAAAGCAAACACCUUUCCCCAGAAGAGGAAUCGGAGGAGGAUGAUAAAAAGCCCAAGCUCGGCAAGGUGGCCCAAAAGGUACACAGGGCCAUGGCCCCCUACUUCACCGGCAAGAGUAGGGGGUCAAAGCUCAGGAACAUUGUGCUGGGCACCUCCAUGGGUAAGAAAGAACACAGUGUAUUUGUGCAGGUGUGUGGUGGAGUGUGUUCACGCUACAUUUAUCUUAUCCAUCCUUACAGAUGCCUACGUCGAGGAGUAUGGGCAGUUCAUUUUCUGCCCCGAAGGCACCACAAAAAUGCAGGAGAACGCAGUGUCUAAGAUCAGCCGGGCCAAGGUAUUUCUCAAAUACCUCACGCUCGGCUGGUCUCAGGUCACAUACUGGACGUGGGAGUUUUUAUUUAACAUCCCCCUCCUCAAGUGCUACCCUGCAGUCCUCCGGAAGACUGGCCUGGCCCCCACCACCAUCAUCCUAUAUGUGGGCCAGGCCAUCUCCUUUGUGGAGUAUUUUAGGGCCACGCCGCCAAAGCACUCCCGGAUCACCGGUGGGCAGUUGGUGGUGGUGAUCCGGGAGCUGCGGAAGCUUUUGAAAGACCUGAACCGCACGGUCCUUGGCCACCAGGCCCUGAUCAAGCAGGCCAAGGGCAAGAGGCUGGUGGCACGGGAGGACCUGGCCAGGUGUCAGGCGUUGGCCCGGGCCAAAAUCCCCUCUCUGCUCGAGGACAUCGAGAAGGCGGCCCCAAGGGACCCCAAGACGCGAUACCGCUUUUUCGGGUACUUCGCCGCAUACCUCACUUCCAUCUAUGGCCACCGGACGGGCGUGCUGACCCGGAUGCGCGUCCGGGAGGUCCGGGAGGCCAUAGGGGAUGACACGACUGGUUACCUCAUCAACGUAAUGGAGCACAAGACGGUGCGAAAGUUCGGCACCGCCCAGAUUUUCCUCGAGGCCGAGGAGUAUGGGUGGUGCCGGACCUGGAUACGCCUCCGCGCCGGGGGUAGGCCAAGGACAUGGCCCGCUACUUCCGGGGGGCAUGGGCGGAGAUGGGCCUGAAGGGGGCCCCGUCCAUAAUGGACAUAAGGACCGCUGUGUCCACUUUUGUGAGUAUCAAAAACACCAAAUACAUUAAUUCAAUGUGCUUGUUUUUGUUUUUUAUACUGACGCAAGCCUCGUUGUCUUUCACGCAGAACUUCGAGAGUAGCGACAUGGAGGUAGCGAGGACACACAGGACCGGUUUUAUGCUCUCCAUCGCAACCUGAAAAGGGCCAAGAGCAUCCGGGAGCUCUUUGUGUGCCUCGCUGUGGCAGACCCGGAACAGGCUGCUGCUGCUGCCGGGGCUGCUGCUGCUGCCACCGAGCAGCCCAGGGAGGAAAGCAAAGUAAGUUGAAACCAUGUCAUCGCUAUCACACCGUAAUACACAUUCACUGUGCUAAUUUUGUUUAUGUUCUUCAUUCUGAAGGGAACACCGAGGAAGAUGCUCGCCGCCAUCAAUAUGUUGGCCCAAAAGGUGAAGAGGAAGGUCGGCCUGUCCCCCAGCAAGCCGAAGCGUAGACCCGUGGUCCUCCUCAAAAAACUUUUAAUUUGUGUGUUCAUUUGUGUGUGUUUUCUAUGUAAAAAAACAAGCAAAAAAAAAAGAGUUCAGAAGUUCGGCAGUUUUUGCCAUUUGUGUGUGUUGGUAUUUAAAAAAACAAUAUUUCAUGUGUGUGCGUGUGUUUUCUAAUGUUUAAUAAAUGUGUUGUAUAUCUUUAUCAGAGUGUGUAGUUUUUUAUCUUUCACUCAUCCGGAAGCGACACCCAAAAAACACCCGAAAAGCACAAAGUUCAAGGUGUACCCAAAAAGUACAGAAAGGCGCCCCAAAAUGAAGGAUUCAGAAUGGGAACCCUAGGUGAAAACGGGGACCCUGAUUAGAGUUCAGCGUGCACCCGAAAAGUACAGAAAGGUGUCCCCAUCCCCCACCCCCAGUUCAGGGGGUGGGGGAUGGGCGGUGAGCCUUUUUUUUUUU